AUCAAUAUUUACAAAGCCAAAGAAAUUAAUAAAUUCAAAUAUGGCUUCUAUUAAGAAUGCACUUUUGCAAACUCCUUGCACCUUUUUAAUUGCUCGGAGAUUUCGUGGUAAGAUAAAUAUACAGAAACCUCGUAAACCUCACUUUGAGAGACAAUUGUUGAUAGACUUAACAAAACCCUAUUAUGGACCCCCUAAGUACACCUUACCCGAUGUAGUACUUUGUGAUAAUACUACAACUGAGAACAAGAAACUAAUCGACAAUCCUUUUGAACGAAUACUGGCAAAGGAGUGUCUUGACUGGUUUAACACUUCAAAAAUGGUUGUUUUUUUGCAUUUAAAUUCAAUAAGCAUGGAAGAUAAAACGCCGAUUUUUGCUGCUCUCAGAAAAAAUAAUAUGCAGUUAAGAACUUAUGGCAAGAAAAUUGUAAAGAUGGCUACAACUGGGACCCGCUAUGAAGCUGUCAAUUGUUUAUUUAACUCUCAUCAAAAUCUCAUAUUCGGUCAACCGGAAAGUGCUGACAAAAUGUUUAAAAUUUUAAAGAAAGCUCCACAGCUUGUUGUAAUGGCUGCCAUAAUUGAAGAUCGUUUAUUAUCCAAAAAUGAACUGGUUGAAUUUAGUAAACUACCAAACAUUGAUAUGGCAAGAAGUCAAUUGUGUGGUGUUCUACAGAGUGCAGCAUCUUGCCUUGUCGGCCAGCUCAAUCAGAGCCAACAGACCUUGGUUUCUCAUCUUGAAAAACAUGUAGAAAUUAAAAAUAAUAAUUCAUAAUGUUUAAAAAAGAAUAAUCUAAAAUAUGAUUAAAUAUACUUAGUAGCUUACAAGUCUUUAAACCUACUUAA
Papilio polytes (common Mormon) is the source of this 840-nucleotide messenger RNA. RefSeq lists its product as uncharacterized. The transcript is spliced from 3 exons. Gene Ontology annotation, cellular component: mitochondrial large ribosomal subunit. The record is from RefSeq and is a predicted model, not a curated record. Bases 41 to 769 code for a protein of 242 amino acids. Gene Ontology annotation, molecular function: structural constituent of ribosome. Lineage: Eukaryota; Metazoa; Arthropoda; Insecta; Lepidoptera; Papilionidae. Gene Ontology annotation, biological process: translation.